CACCACUAUGUCUACAACCAAGCUCACAACCAGAAUUUACAAAUAUGGGUUGGCAAGCGCGUUAAGCGUGUUAUCUUCGAAUCUGGGAUCAGUGUCGAUGCGGUUCUGAAGCGGUGCGGUAUCGAGCAAUUGGUGGACUUGCCUGGCGUUGGAGAAAAUUAUCGAGAUCACAAUGGCGCCUUUCUUCCACACUUUGCUGCUGACGAAGCUGUUACUAUGGACCCCCCUCUGGCUCCAUUUAAUCGCCCAAACAUUGUAGAAAACCUGGCAAAAUGGAAAAUCGAUGCCAAGUCACUCGUUGCCCAAAAGUUGCAUUUCAGUGGCAGCGAUGCAAAAAUCAAAUGGCGUCCUGACGGCGACGAGCUGGAAGCUAUGGGAUCAGCUUUUCAGCCACGAUGGAAAGAGUUCUUCCAGGACCGCCCAGACAAGGCUGUUGCAAUAUUUUGCCUUUUCGAGGGG
Messenger RNA from Suillus clintonianus, 459 nucleotides. RefSeq lists its product as uncharacterized. The record is from RefSeq and is a predicted model, not a curated record. The transcript is spliced from 5 exons. The annotation marks the transcript as partial. NCBI's taxonomy places the organism in Eukaryota, Fungi, Basidiomycota, Agaricomycetes, Boletales, Suillaceae.